GCGCGUCCAGGCCAAACUAACAUUGACGUGACGAUGCAGCAUUUGCAUCCGUUCUGUGCGGGGCGGCCAGAGUAUCGCACAAAUGUUCGCAAAGACGACCGCAUACGCUCUUGGCCUGUUGGCCCUCGCGUCUGUCGCGCAGGGAGUGCUGACCGUCACCGUCACCGUCACCGAGCGCGCGCAAGUCUUCACAACCAGCACCUCGACCAUUCCCGUCGUCGUGACCCCGACCGUGACGACCACAACCACCGUCGACGGCGGCGAGCUCGAUGUCACUUCCACGUCGGUCUCGACGACCACGACGACGGUCUUUGGCACAGCGCCCACCACGACCACGACGACCUCGAGCACGUACACAUCGUCAAACACGCCUAACGAGACGGGGGCGCCGGGAAAUAGCGGCAGCAGCCAGCCGUACCCGGGAUACCCGGCGGGCUACCCUGGGUACUCUGGGUACCCGAGGUUCGCGAAGGAUGAAUGAAGUCUUUUGAAGCUCGAACGAUCCGUUGGAUGAUGUUUGGUAGUUCGAAAAUGGAUCGUUGUAUGGACAUUCCCAAGACCGAAGCUCGUCUUCUGAUGUAAUAGCAUCUGUCAAGCC
Rhodofomes roseus is the source of this 598-nucleotide messenger RNA. RefSeq lists its product as uncharacterized. NCBI's taxonomy places the organism in Eukaryota, Fungi, Basidiomycota, Agaricomycetes, Polyporales, Fomitopsidaceae. The transcript is spliced from 3 exons. The record is from RefSeq and is a predicted model, not a curated record. Bases 83 to 481 code for a protein of 132 amino acids.